AUGAAUCAAAAUUCUUCACUUAGUGAUAGAUUAAUUAUCAUUCAUAAUAAAACAACAAAAAUACAAAAGGUUGUGUCUCAAUCAAAAAAAAUACAAUUCUCUUCAUUUUCUAUAACUAAAAGUGAAAUAAAAGAUUGUGUAACUUCUUUUUUGUAUGAAAUUCCAUUAGAUGGUUUUGAUAAACCACGAAGGGUUAUUAAAAUAUUUAAAGAGUUAAUAAAAUUAAAAGAAUUUUAUCAAAUAUCAUUUUCUAAAUUCCCAUUAUUAUCAAAAACUUUACAAAUGUUUCAAGAAAUGUUUUUAUGUAUUCAAAACAAUAAUACAUAUAUAAUAACUGAUUCUUUUGCAACAAAGAAUUUAGUACUAUUACUUAUAUGUAAUGGUUAUGAUUGUGAAGAAUUUUUUACAUUAUUUGAUAAACCAAUUAAUUAUGAUUUAACUAAAUAUUUUGGAUCUGAUUUAGCUCAUUUAACUCAAGAAUAUUUUAGCUUGCAACUAGAACCUCAUUUACCAUUUUUCUUCAAAUAUCCAAUUCUUUUUGAACCUCAUUCAUUUGUAUUAGAAAAAGAUCUAUCUUCUCCUAUCAAACAAGUCCUUUUUUCUCCUCUUUCAUUUGUUCUACCUUUAUUAAAGGACUCUUCUGUUUUUAGACAAUACAUUCCUUCUAAUUUACCGUAUAAUUAUUCAAAAUUAACAGAAAGUGUUAUUGGAUACUCAUUCGGUGAACUUCUUAUAAAGUUAAAAUCAAAUCAUCCAAGAAGAACAAAUCAAACACUUAAUAUUUUAAUUGACAAAUUGGCUCAACAACUUAAAAACAUUAAAAAACCUAUUGUUUGUUAUUUAAAUAAUAAAUUCUUUGUUGAAUGUUAUAAUUAUAAAGACGUUGUUCCAGUUGAUCUUUCAAAACUUGGGAUAUAUCCUGAAAUGGAAGUAAAAGGUAAUGGUGCAGUAGGAAUUGUACAUCGUUCUAAAUGUGGUAAAUAUGCAUUAAAAAUGUGUAACCCACAAAAGCUUGCAUCAACACUGAGGGAGGUUAGAGUAUUAAGAAUGUUAGAUCAUCUAAAUGUACUUAAGUUUAUAGCAUAUUCACCAAAUAUUAUAGUUACUGAAUGGUGUUAUUAUGGUACAUUGGAUAAUUUUAUUAAACAAAAAAAUUUUAGUCAUUAUCUUUUGCCAUUGCCAUAUUUUUUUCAUUUUGUUUCUCAAUUUAAUAAUGGAAUGAAUUAUUUAUUGAAAGAUGUACAAUUAGUUCAUAGAGACAUUAAAUAUCAAAACAUCCUUAUUACUGUUGAUCCAAAUUCAAGUGGUCCAGAGCCAAUAAACCUCUUACUCAAAAUUGCUGAUUUUAAUACCUCACGAGAAAUUAGUGAUAUAAUGAAAACUAAAUGGGGAACAGAAAGUAUGAUGGCUCCAGAAAUUAAAAAUGGAUCUUUUUACACCUCCAAAGCAGAAAUGGUUCUUAUUGGGUUAUUUCUUCAUUUUCUUUUAUCUGGUGUCUCUCAUCCUAAACCAAAAUUGAAAAUAGGUUCUGAAACUAUUUAUGAUGUUUCAUUUUGUGAAGUAACACGUAGAAUUAAUCCAUAUUUAUAUGACUCUAUGUAUGAACUUAUUUCUAUGAUGGUUAUUAAUAAAUUAGAUAAGAGAAUUGAUUGGGAAGAGUAUUUACUUAGAUAUUCUAUGAUUUACAAUAAUUUUACAAAAAAAAAAUAA
Messenger RNA from Entamoeba dispar SAW760, 1710 nucleotides. RefSeq names its product serine-threonine protein kinase, putative. Gene Ontology annotation, biological process: autophagy; peptidyl-serine phosphorylation. The coding region runs from base 1 to 1710 and encodes 569 amino acids. The record is from RefSeq and is a predicted model, not a curated record. Gene Ontology annotation, cellular component: cytoplasm. The transcript has 2 exons. Lineage: Eukaryota; Evosea; Mastigamoebida; Endamoebidae. Gene Ontology annotation, molecular function: ATP binding; protein serine/threonine kinase activity.